CCCGCAGGAUGUGUGAGGGUCCUCCCGCAGGAUGUGUGAGGGUCCUCCCGCAGGGUGUGUGAGGGUCCUCCCGCAGGGUGUGUGAGGGUCCUCCCGCAGGGUGUGUGAGGGUCCUCCCGCAGGAUAUGUGAGGGUCCUCCCGCACGCUGCUUCAUCUCCUUCGGCUAGACAAGAACAUGUCUGAACACUUACUGUGCUUUUACACUCAUCAGAAAUGUAGAUUAUCUUGCAUCAUGUCUAAAAAAAAACACUCUCAUGCUAAGUCUUUCACGACAAAAAUAUCUUUAAAGUUCUCACUGGAAACUGACAAAUAUCUCAUUUUUAAACUACUUUGAAUGAACUACUUGCAAUAUGUUCACCGUUCUUUGGGCUAUAUUACGUGUGUCUGUGCGUUGUCUUGCCGCUCUUACAGAGCAGGAUCGAAGACUCAAAUAUUUUAUUUUGAAAUGAACUUUGUGUUGCUGGCACUUCCGGUUGCGGUGUUCGUUUGCAAGUAGCAGCCUAAGAAGUCCUCUCUGCUCUCCUCUGUUAUGUCAGACCGUUUGCAAUAAAUCUGACGUGAAAAUGUCACAGAGUUUGGUAUUUUAUUCGCAAGCCAAAUUAAUUUUGGAGACUGUUAUUCACGGUUCUCUGGACUUACUCGGACCUACAAAAGAGGACACUUCCACGGAUCAAUCAUGUUUGAGAGUGAAGCCAGGGUUGGACAAAGCGGUGGACACGUUGGCUCGGGAGGCCAGCAGAAAGAUCGGCGCCGUUUUCCAGCAGCUGUUUGCGGCGGAGAACAAGGAGAAGCUGGCGCUGAGGGACAAGGUGUGUCAGCUGGAGUGCGAGCUGAAGGCCCUGACGGACAACUUUGACGACGCCAGAACGUGGAGAGAAAAUGUUCUGAAUGGAUGCCCCGUGCUGAACGAGCAGACCGGAUGGGUCUUCACCUUGAAGCCCUUUGGGACGCUGGUCAAAUCAGCCGAGGAAGAGUCGGCGGCUGCUGAUGGAGACGGUGGACAAGAUGAAGAUGUUGCAGACCAGACUGAGGAGGUGACAUCAUCGUCCAGCAGACCAGAAGGUGAUGUCGUCACGACCCCGCCCACUGAGCGUCUCCAAGCUGCGGUCCAGAAGAAGGUAUUCGAAUGUGACGUGUGCAGCAAGAGCUUCAGCCGCCAGCUUCACCUGACCAAGCACGCGGACACCCACAAGGAGCCCUCCGCCUGCCCCCGCUGCCCCAGGACCUUCCGCAACGCGGCCACGUUGGAGCGCCACCUGCUGCGGCACGAGGAGAGGGAGCGGCAGAGCUUCGCGUGCGCCCUCUGUGAGAAGGCCUUCAAGAGCAAGAUGCUCCUCAAGUCCCACGAACUGGUCCACCGAGACGCCCGGCCCUUCGCCUGCGCCGCCUGCGGCAAGGCCUUCAAGAGCCGCCAGCGCCUGCAGGCCCACCGCGUGGUCCACAGCGCCGACAAGCCGCACAAGUGCGAGGAGUGCGGCGAGGGCUUCCGCUACGCCGUGGCGCUGCGCGGCCACCGUAGCGUCCACACGGGCGAGUAUCCUCACAAGUGCGGCGUGUGCGGCAAGGCCUUCGCCAAGAAGCGCUCGCUGGGCACGCACAUGGCCGUGCACCGGGGGAAGAUGUUCACGUGCGAGACGUGCGGCGCCGGCUUCACGCUGCGGCAGAACCUCAAGAGGCACGCCCGCAUCCACACGGGAGAGCGGCCGUUCAAAUGCCACGUGUGCGGCGUGAGCUUCGUGCAGGACAAGCUGAAAGCCCACAUGCUGCUCCACGGCGCCUCCAAGACCUUCAUGUGCGACCUCUGUGGGAAGACAUUCCUCUACAACUGCCAGCUGCAGAAGCACCAGCAGCUGGUCCACCUGCCGGGGGACGGCCACGGUCAGGCGGCGCGCAGGCGGGCCGGGGCGCGCGCGUCCCGCACGGUCAUCUUCCGGCGGGACAGGACCACGGUGGAGGUGACGCCGUUCACCUGCCAGACUUGCCAGCGGGGCUUCCACUCGGCGGCCUCCCUCAAGAAACACGAGCAGGUGCACGCGGGCCGCACGCCGUACAGCUGCCACGUGUGCGGCAAGGCCUUCCUCUACAAAGCCACCUUCGACUACCACCUGAGGACGCACUCGGGGGAGCGGCCCUACGCCUGCGACGUGUGCGGCAAGACCUUCAUCAUCCAGCACGCCCUCAAGUCGCACAAACUGCAGCACACGGGCGAGAAGCCUCACAGGUGCGAGCAGUGCGGGAAGGCCUUCCGGGUCUACACCAACUACCGCCGACACCUGAGGAUCCACACGGGCGAGAAGCCGUACCAGUGCGAGGUGUGCGGCGUGCGCUUCCGGCAGCUCGGCCACGUCAAGUUCCACAUGCAGGUGCACACGGGGGAGCGGCCCUACGUCUGCCACACCUGUGGGCUCGGCUUCUCCGACUCCAGGCAGCUCAAGAGACACGCCUGCGCCCAGAACGCGCUGGUGACCUCGUACACGGGGUUUUGUUUCAUAAUGUCAGACUUGGAGGUGCGGGUGGUGUCCAUUUUGCAGCAAAUGGUUGACGCUACAGUGAGUGAAAUGAAGAAAGUUCUCGGUGCCUCAAUGAAGAAGAGUCCACAAGAAGAGUCACGGAGCGAGGACGAUGAGGUGGUCCUUCCUCUCAGCACAUUCAUGACGUCUCUGGCCCAAGAGGUGGUGGAGAAGAUCUGUCAGCUUUUCUACGAAUGUUCUUCUCUGGUGCCCUUUGAAGCGUCGCAGGGCGAAGCUGAGGUGGAGGAGCUGAGGAAGAGGCUGCGGGCGGCAGAGACCGACCUGAGUCUGUUGCUGACAGUAGGUCGCGAAGAGGAGACGGCGGAAGUGGAAGUCACCCUCGCCGAAGAAGAGGACGCUAGCUCCCUGCAGCACUUAAAGAAGAAGCGUGGCCGAGCUGGUGGGGUCAAGAGGUCGCCCAAGGGCAGAUCAUACAAGGAGAGUGUCCAUCUCGCACCAAUAGAGGACACGUGUGUUGUUGACCAGAGUUUAGAAGACAAUCAGCAGGAAGAUGCAAGUACUGCUGGACACACGAGAACAUCCAAACGUGCAGUCAGAGCGCGCCAUCGCGUGUGCAGACGUGGCCUCACAUACAGCUGCCAGUUCUGCCACAAGAGCUUCAGCAUGAACGGCAACCUGCAGCGCCACCUGCGCAUCCACACGGGGGCGAAGCCGUUCAGCUGCGACACCUGCGGCAAAAGCUUCAACCAGUCGAGCACGUUGAAAGGUCACCAGAGGAUCCACACGGGCGAGCGGCCCUUCGUCUGCAACACCUGCGGAAAGACCUUCAUCCAGUCAGAAACCUUGAAGAGUCACCAGAGGAUCCACACGGGCGAGCGGCCCUUCGUCUGCAACACCUGCGGCAAGGCCUUCACCCAGAAGAGCGCCCUGAAAACGCACCAGACGUUGACCCACAUCACAGACAAGAAGCAGGCCUGCGUGGCGUGCGGCGCCGCCAUGUCCUGCGCCGACUUGCUGGACGUCCACCUAGACACGCACCACGCCAGCGUCCCGUGCGAGUGCGUUCUCUGCGGCCGACUCUUGGACUCCGUCACGGAGCUUCGCUCUCAUCAGCAAGGCCACAUGACGCACACCUGCGACCUCUGCGGGAAGACCUUCAAGUCGCCAAGUUACUUAAACAGUCACCUGAAGAUGCACAGCGGUGGAAAGGUUUUCUCCUGCGACAUCUGCCCACGCUCCUUCACGCAGAAUAGCAGCCUCAAGUUACAUCAGUUGUUGCACACGGGAGAGAAACCCUUCGGCUGCGACACGUGCGACAAGCGCUUCAGCAAUCUGGGCAACCGGAACCGCCACCUGCGCAUCCACACGGGUGAGAAACCGUACAGCUGCAACACGUGCGGCCGCCGCUUCAACCAGAGCAACAGCCUGAAGGCACACCAACAGAUCCACAAGGGCCAGAAGCCAUUCAUUUGUGACAAGUGUGGCAAGGUCUUCGCCUACAUGAGGAACCUGAGGGACCACAAGUGCCUCUACGUGUGACCCCGCCUACGCUCUCUGCAAAGGUUAUCAAACAACUUUUACAGAAAUUACUUCAUCGUCACCUUUUUUUUAAUGAUUGCUACACCAAAAGACCUUCUGGUGCUGUUUGGAAUGUCCAAAAAUGAGGAUAGCUGGGCCAAAAGCUAUGAUGGUUUUAAUAGAAUGUGUGACUAACUAGUACUACUACUAUAGUUUUGCUUGUGUGCAAUUCAAGAAGUGUCAGUGUUUCACAAAGCAUUUGCUUGUGCAACAUUAAAGCAACAAGACCUUCAGUUUUUAUUUCCUAAUGAGCUCAAGGUAGCUUGUGUUUGAUGAAUGUUAGUGGUCUGAGCAUGGAGCCCUGUGGAACCCCAAAACUGACUUGGCAUUGCCUCUGGUUAAUGCAUUGUUGUUAAGUAGUAAACAAGGUGAAGGUGUGAAGUCUUCUACUUCAUUUAAAACACCUUUUUCAUUGUUCCUGUAACGUGUGUUGCAGUGAAGCGCUAGCUACCGUGACAGCACAACAAGAAUAAGUCACUUUAGUGCUGAACAUAUUGAUAAUUCCACAUCUAGUAUUUUCUUCCCUAAUUGGUUUAUCCA
Molecule: messenger RNA, 4590 nt
Organism: Nerophis lumbriciformis (worm pipefish)
Lineage: Eukaryota; Metazoa; Chordata; Actinopteri; Syngnathiformes; Syngnathidae
Biological process (GO): regulation of transcription by RNA polymerase II
Cellular component (GO): nucleus
Molecular function (GO): DNA-binding transcription activator activity, RNA polymerase II-specific; RNA polymerase II cis-regulatory region sequence-specific DNA binding
Source: RefSeq, a predicted model, not a curated record